UGGAUUGAGCAAUGGUGCAGUGUGUAUGUGAGACGUGUGUUUGAUCAGGCGUAAUGGCUACGAGCGGAGGGAUAUCUCGGACCUGUUGGCUGUUUCUGUAAGUUCAGGACUGACGAGUUAAACUGCAGUUAUGGGGGACGUGAAGGAUUUCGGGCCUCUAACUCGAAGCCGGAGACGAGCUACUAUCACCAGCGCUAAAGGAGAAGGAGAACUCGUGAGACGAUUAAAUGGAGGUAGUCUGGCUGAUAUUAGCCGCAGCACAGGCAACAAACCCAAGCACAAAGUACCGGAGUUCCACAUCCGCGAUCCGGCUGAGGAGACUCGCAAACGGAGUCGCUAUGAUAACAUGAGUUGUCACCGGAUGCAGGAAUCACUGCUGAGUUCAGAGAGCAGUUUUAAGAAUUACAGAGGCAUUCUAAACUGGUGUGUUGUAAUGUUGGUCUUGAGUAACGCUCGACUGUUUUUGGAAAACCUUCUCAGGUACGGUGUGCUGGUGGACCCUAUUCAGGUGGUGUCUUUGUUCCUAAAGGACCCGUACAGCUGGCCUGCUGCAUGCCUGGUCAUAGUGUCGAAUGUGUUCAUACUCACGGCACUGUACACAGAAAGAAAAUUAGCCAUGGGGACGUUUAGCGAGCAGAUCGGCCUGAUUAUUCACGUCAUCAAUCUGUCUUUGGUUUUGUGUUUUCCGAUGAUCACCGUGCUCAUGCUGCCCUCCAUAACACCAGGUGGCGGCGUCUUCGCGCUGGGCAUCUGUACCAUCCUGUUUCUGAAGCUGUACUCGUAUAAAGACGUGAACAGGUGGAGCAGGGAGCGGAUGCAGAUGAAGGCUCGAACCCUGUCCAGAUCACUGUCAUGUCCGGCUCCACCGUCUACUGACUCUGGCGUGUACGUGUCCUACCCUGGAAACCUUUCUUUCAAAGAUUUGUAUUAUUUCGUUUUCGCUCCCACGUUGUGCUACGAGCUGAACUUUCCCCGAACUGAAUCCGUGCAGAUGGGCUUUUUGCUCCGGAGGUUGUUCGAGAUGCUGCUUCUCACUCAGCUGUUGGUUGGCUUAACACAGCAGUGGAUGGUACCAGUUAUAAAAAGUUCAAUGAAGCCCUUGCAGGAAAUGGAUUACACCAGGAUGACCGAGCGUCUUCUCAGGCUGGCUGUUCCCAAUCACUUUAUCUGGCUGAUUUUCUUCUACUGGUUUUUCCAUUCGUCCAUGAACUUCAUGGCUGAGCUUCUCAGAUUUGGAGAUCGAGAGUUUUACAGAGACUGGUGGAACGCCGAGAGCGUAACGUAUUUCUGGCAGAACUGGAACAUCCCCGUGCAUAAGUGGUGCCUUCGACACUUUUACAAGCCCUUGCUGAGGAAAGGGGCCGGAAAGUUAGUGAGCCAAUCAGCAGUAUUCUUCGCCUCGGCCUUCUUUCAUGAGUAUCUCGUCAGCGUGCCCUUGAGGAUGUUCAGACUCUGGGCGUUCAUGGGCAUGAUGGCUCAGCUGCCGUUGGCAUGGGUCGUGGGCAGAUUUCUCAGGGGGAACUACGGAAAUGCUGCGGUAUGGCUUUCUCUCAUAAUUGGCCAGCCCAUCGCCGUUCUUAUGUAUGUCCACGACUACUAUGUCAUCCACCACCUGGAGGAUGCGGCAGAAGCGGUCGCUCUGUAAAGCUGCACGUUCUGAGGACUGUGUGACUUCCAUCUGCUGUACUGGUCCUUCAAGGCAGCUCUGUUUUAAACUGGGAAGAGAUCUGAACACACUCGAGGGUUCAGAUUGAACUGGAAUGUAAUCAGGGAAUCAUUUCUUAAUCUUUAAGUUGUGUUUUAUGGGGAUUUCUGUGCAUUUUGUGUGUAGAUAAACACACACGUCAUGUUUUUUUGGCAUUAUAGGAUUUAGAAUAAGGUGUAUUUUUUUAAACAUGAUGUUUACAUGUAAUUUUAGAUACUUUUCUAAAGGGACGGGCAAGUCUUGCACAUGCUGAUGUUUUUAAAUGUAUCUGACUGUUCAUUUUUAAUAGAAAUGUUAUUAGUUUAAUCAAUUAUGAGUCGGCUGGGCGCCAUCUAGCAGGCAUAGUCGGCGGUGCCUGCAGCAGACACGUUUCUGCUUGGGCGGGAUGACCGGACUACGUGGGUGGGGUCUUCAAACGCUGUGUAAGGACCCUGAUUAGCAGAUAGAAGCACCUGUGCAGAAUGCAUGGGUGAAAAAGGUUUCCGCUAAGGGCUGCGUGUGGGUCGGAGGAGGCGUGAGCAGCAAUAUACCCACCUCGACUGCAAUCAGGGAUCCUCCAGCAGCGGAAGAAAGAUUGACUACGAUAAAUUGGGAGAAAGUGAGGAAACCCACGCAGACACGGGGAGAACAUGCAAACUCCACACAGAAAGGACCCGGACUGCCCUGCCUGGGGAUCGAACCCAGGACCUUGUUGCUGUGAGGCCACAGUGCUACCCACAGAGCCACCGUGCCACCCGGCGUUAAACAAACAAAACAAAGUUUGAGUUUAAACUGCAUGUUUUCAAUCAGCCAAAGUUUGGUAAUUUGUUAAGGUACGUUUUGUAAGGCAAGUCUUGCACAUGCUGAUGUUUUUUAAUGAAUUUGACUGUUCAUUUUUAAUAGAAUUUAAAAUAGUUUGUAAUCCAUUAUGCCUAUCCGUUAUGUGGGGUGGUUUUUGUAGAAAUGAGGAUUUUUUUUUUUAUCUAAAGUAGGGCACUGCCACCUACUGGUGCCCUACAGAUCCCAUACAGUCGGUGAAUGAAAUCCUUUAUCCAGAUAAUUAUUCCUUUAUGUGGAGACAUUCAUCAAACAUAAUUAUAUUCCGCAGAGCAGCGGAAGCGCCGUUAUCUCUGACUGAGUUAUUUUCUGCAGAUUUGGUUCUUUUGGAGCCAUUUGUUUUGGAGAUGAUGAGGGUGCCAGGUCUCUCCAAUCAGCAGGAGUCAGUGAUGAAUGGCUCUGGAGACGAGCUGUAUAAUAGCUAGUGGUCGUCCUGUAUAAACAUCCUAUCUGUGCACUGAGGAGCAGGAGAAUCUGGGAGGCUGAUUGCACGGUGCGGCACUACAGCCUGUUUAAAAUACGCUGGCAGAGACUUGUGAUUGCGGUGUGUGGGAUCGAUGCCCUCCAUGCUGAGAUAAAGUUUCCUCAAUAGCACUACACUCGAGUUUCUUUGAGUAUUCUUCGAGUUUGACAUCCUUGAAUUUUGUACGUUUCUCAACGGCCUGCAAAACAAUUCAACUACUUUUAUUUCAUUAAAGUCUGUACUGUCAAUAUAAAGACCACUAAAGAUCUUGUACAACAAUCAA
This is a messenger RNA of Trichomycterus rosablanca, 3267 nucleotides long. RefSeq names its product diacylglycerol O-acyltransferase 1b (gene dgat1b). Gene Ontology annotation, molecular function: diacylglycerol O-acyltransferase activity. The coding region runs from base 131 to 1645 and encodes 504 amino acids. Gene Ontology annotation, biological process: triglyceride biosynthetic process. The record is from RefSeq and is a predicted model, not a curated record. The transcript has 17 exons. NCBI's taxonomy places the organism in Eukaryota, Metazoa, Chordata, Actinopteri, Siluriformes, Trichomycteridae. Gene Ontology annotation, cellular component: endoplasmic reticulum membrane.